AACGCCCCGCCAGUUUCCCUCUGAACGCCGAUCGGUCCGCGCGCUUGUUACUCAGUACGCUUUCACCUCACGACAACGUGUUCAAGGCAGAGAGCUGUUUCGACACGGCAUUCGGUUGCGAAAGUCUCGCGAUGAUAUACAAGUGAGAGCUGACAUCGAACGUCAGGGUAACGCUCAUCGUGCACGGUGAGCCAGUUUAUUCACGAGAGACAUUCGAAACGCGCCAGCUGUGAGGUACGGGGGGCGCGCGACGCCGUCGGUUCGUACACGCGGGAAUAACAUUUACCCACGGUUACUUGCUGCAAGUCCUAAGAAAACCAAUUUUUAAUGUGUCAAGUCAGUAUAGCUUAUUGCUGCUACGUCAGAUCGGAGAGCGCCUCGAGCAGGAACUACAAGGUUAUGCAAAUGAGUUCUGAACGAUUCUAUACCAGGGGUAAUCAAAAGACCAUUCACAACUUUAAUAAACUUUAAUGUUUUCGUGUUCCGUUCAGUUUUUUUAGUGCUUAUCUGUUUCCAACUGUUUUCCAACCUUUUUUUUAUCUUUCGGAGCCACGAUCGCUAAUUGCUAAUUACUGUGGAAAACGAGUGAUAACAAGUCGGAGUGGUGUUUGAGGAGUGCGGUACAACCAGCUGUCAGAGCUAAUUCAGCCGGUGACUACAAUGGCGGCCAAGCAGGAGGAAACUCUGCUCUCCCGCUGCGAGAUUCCCAUCAUAGACCUAGCGCACAUAGGUACAGAUGUGUGUCCUAUGAAAUCAGUGGUGCGUCGUAUCGGUCAACAACUUUUUACGGCGCUCAGCACUAAAGGACUCGCUGUACUUGUCAACCACGGCAUUGCCGAUGAAAAGCUGAAAUCAGUCUAUGGAGACCUCGACAAUUUCUGUGCACUUCCCGAGGGCUGUCAAGCGCAAUAUCUUCGUAACCCUGUCAGCAACCAUGGCUAUGUUCGUCCUGGCAUGGACCAGUUCGACAAUACUAAAACGGAGCUGCGUCAUUCGUUCAACAUCACGACCCUGAAUGCCGCAUCGAUGCCGGCACAAGAGGAAGUUCCCGAAUUUACGAAGCACGCCGUACCUCUUGCCCAAGACCUGACGAAACUGUCGCGCGUGCUACUGCAAGCUCUCGCUUAUGCUCUCGGAGUACCUCCAGGCACCUUCUUGGACUGUCACUCGGGUAUGAUGCAGGGCGAUGGGCGUAAUCCUUCGAUCAUGCGUCUGUUGUACUACCCGCCUGUCCCACCUGAAGACGAGGGUCCUUGCUGCCAAAGUGAUGUGGUACAUUACACACGCUGUGGCGCUCAUGCCGAUUACGGAACCUUCACGCUGAUCGCACAGGAUUCUGAAGGCGGACUCGAGGUUAAGCUGAAUGGUAGCGAGAAGUGGCAAGCCGUUGGUCAUCUCCCUGGUGCCAUUCUUGUUCAGACCGGGGAGUUCUUAGCUGCAUGGACUGCAAAUCUUCUGCCCGCUUUGGUUCACCGUGUAGUCGUGCCGGCGGGAUCGUACGCGCGCGCCCGCAGCCGCCAUUGCGUGGCGUUCUUCUGUCACCCGGACAACGACGCAGUGCUGCCGGCGUUACCGAUCCGCGCGGCGCCGGUGCCCGCCCCUCCCGCCUUCACCCCGCACCCGCACCUCACCCUGCACCACCGUCUGCUCAACGCGGCCCAUCACAUCCAGAAACGUUUCAAGGAGACAUACGCGUGACUAGUGCAAACGAACGACGAUGAACACGGACCGAAAACGCCGCUGUCUCGUCGUCACACCGCACCUUGACAUGCGACUGUGUUGCCAUUUUAUCGAUUGUUUCUACUUAAUACCAAUUUAUUAACGAUUACAAGAAAAAAAAACUUCAGGUAGAUAAUUAAUAUAUAUUCCCAUAUUUUAUACUGCCGCCAUAUAUUACGUAUACGUAAAUAACGGAUACCUUUCUACAUAUAUUUUAAAAAAAGUCUUCCCCCUACUGUGUUCAAACUAAGAAUUUAUAAAAAUAACAACACAUACCUCGACAAUUAGAUUAACUGGUAAUUAAGUGCCUAUUAAGCUUUACAUAAAGGGUUUUGCUUUCUUACAUAUUUUUAUAUUAAAAUUUACAAUUUAUCACAGUCGGGUGUGGGUGUUUAAAAUUUAAAUAAAUUUGUUUUUAUAUACUACUUAGCCCAAUCAGCAUUUAUAUAACAUUCGAGCAUGCAUUUUUAAACUUUCCCAAAUAAAAAGAUACUAUAUAUUUCUGGGUUAUAAAUCAGAACAGAAGACUAUAGUUAUUUCAAAAAAUAAUAUAUACUACAUUAGCAUUCCCGAGUAAUUGGCAUUUAAAAGUUAAGGAUAUCGUACUUACUUGUUUGUAUUAAUUGUGUAGUUUUUGCUUCAAAGCUUUUUAUUUUUAAAAUUACACACUAAUAAAUUUUUAAGUGCCUACAAAAAAACGUAACCAAAUCAUGUAGAGGUAACAGAAUGUAAAGUUUACUUGCAAUUCAUAAUUAUUUUACGAUGACAUGAUAUUACGAAAUCCAAUAUGGCACCCGAGCUUGCCAAGAUAAUGUUUUUUUUUUUUUUUAUAAUGACUCAAGAAAUGACGUCAUAUUAUUAUGUACGUAAUGAUAUUGAAAAAUGGAUUAAAUUUUAUGGUUUGUCACUUUAUAAAUCGAUUUCUAUUAUCGAUAUGAUAUUGAUAGAGUUUAGGUAGGCAAUUAAAAAAUGUUCGUGUGUAAUACUAAAGUGAUGUCGCGAUAGUUAUCAAAAAAUAGACGUUACUUAACGAAAAUCUGAACCGCAAGAAACUUAGAAGAUUAGCUUGAGUGCAUACAAGUUUAGAACAACAUACGGAGGGUCUGUCUGCGGAGUAACAACAGCGCUGGGUAGAAAAUCUUGACCGAUGACGGUACAAUUAGCGAUUAGCGACGUGAAAGCAUAUUACAUUAAUUCAUUAAUAUCCUGCUUCAAGUAUGUCGUGUUGGUCGUUCUCUCAUGUCUUUCUCUUGUUGUUUUUGUAUUUGCAUUUUGCUAUGCACAAAAUAUAUUGAUGUCUUUACUAGUAUCUUCGAAACUGUCAACUGUUUUUCACGGCUACUUAUUGCGUUAUUAUAUUGUAAUUGUGUGAUAAUUUUAGCUCAAUUUUUAACUGUACUUAAGUAUACGAAUAUUUGAACAUCGAAGUCUGUGCAAGACGAGAUGAUAUAAAAAUGUUUAUUAGUUAAAAUGUAACGAUUUUCAGUAUGUACUUAGAUUUUCAUGUGCGAAUAAUUUUUGAGUACUUACGUUGCGUCUAGAUUUAAAUGAAAAUUUUUAUAUACUAUCUUUAUUAGCUUUAUGUGACAAAUGUAUUGAAUCAGAAAUAUAUCAAACUACUUAAAUUAUAUUUCAUGGUUAUUAAAAUAAUUUCAAUUCCAUGCUGGCUGUAACUACAUCAAUGUGAAUUUUACUCAUAGAUAUUUCUAUAAUAUUCGAACAAAGUUUUCAUGACAUCCGAAUUGAGUUUGACAGAAUAUAUAUUAGACUAUUAAACUAUGAAAGUAUUAGUUAGAAAAAAAAAACUGGAGCUAAUUUCGAAGAACCCUUUUGCUGUUGCUAGCCAAUUUGUGUUCAAUCAACAAGUUUUGCAAUUAUUGGAAAAAAAAUACAACACUAAACUACCCUAUAUUUGGACUUUCUUCUUUCUGUGUCAAACGUAAAACGAAUGCCCGACAUUCAUGAUGGAUUCGAGUAUAAUUAAUUCAGUUUUAAAGUAAUUACAAAAAAAAAAUCGCUCAAGUUCUUAACAUAAACAUUUCUUGGAUUUAUCAUAAAUGCGAAUUCUGAAUCUAUGAAUUAGAUUGAAGAGGAAAGUGUCUUGAUUAACAUUCGCAUUAUGUAGUUAUAGCACAGAUGCAUAAUUACGUAGAAUUAUU
This is a messenger RNA of Bombyx mandarina (wild silkworm), 3878 nucleotides long. RefSeq names its product flavone synthase I (gene FNSI). The record is from RefSeq and is a predicted model, not a curated record. Lineage: Eukaryota; Metazoa; Arthropoda; Insecta; Lepidoptera; Bombycidae.